AUGAACUCCUUUGGCGUCACCGCUCAAGAGAAACUCAGUGAAGCUGUUCAAUACUACUCUGUUGGUGAACCUGCUCCCACGAACGAAAAGCAUUCGCAGAGGUCUUCGAAACUAACGCGCGCCAACCCUUACACUGUAGUCGAACCACCUCAACAAGUUGUUGAACAACCUCUCCUUGCGGUGAAGAACGAGGAAGAUAUUUUCGUUUCUGAAUUUGAGGACCAAAAAGAACACAGUCCUACACCGAGUUCUAAGAAUCAUACUCUUCCCGAAUAUAUAUAUUUAUUAUCAAAACGCGAGCAACCAUACUCACUUAUUAAUUUGAACCUCACCACAUUCACCGAACUGUUCUAUAACUUCUAUAGCACUUAUGGGAACAUCACGAAAGUUGGGAACUGUGUCUCAAGUUCAACCUUACGAAGCACCAGCAGGUUCAGAUGA
Molecule: messenger RNA, 441 nt
Organism: Acaulospora colombiana
Lineage: Eukaryota; Fungi; Glomeromycota; Glomeromycetes; Diversisporales; Acaulosporaceae
Source: the annotation of a GenBank genome assembly